Messenger RNA from Rubroshorea leprosula, 4806 nucleotides. NCBI's taxonomy places the organism in Eukaryota, Viridiplantae, Streptophyta, Magnoliopsida, Malvales, Dipterocarpaceae. The record is from the annotation of a GenBank genome assembly.
AUAUAUCUUCAGCAUUUCCCAUAUUCUUUUUCUUUUUGCUACAGAUUUCCAAUCUAUUCUCUUCUCCAAAUUAUUCAAACAAAGAUGGGUGACUCCAUCCUUGGCUCCAUCGUAGCAGCCGCUGUGUCGAAGGUGACUGCUGUUGCUUCUGAUCUGGUGACUGCUUUUGCUUCUGAUCAGGUCAAUUUAGCACUGGGAUGGGAAGAGGAGCUGAAAAAAUUUCAUAGGACAAUGAUGAGGCUCCGAGGUUUCUUACAAGAUGCUCAUGAAAAGAACGUCAGUGGCCACCUUGCUCUGAAGUCGUGGCUCCAGGAUCUUCGAGAUAUUGCAGAUGAGGCUGAUGAUAUACUGGAGGAGGUCGCUUAUGAAGGUAUGCAGCGGGAAGUUAAGAAAUCAAAGGUCAGGCGCUUAACUCUGCCUGACCCCUCGCCCUUGCUAUUUCGCCAGGAAAUGGCUAAUAGAGUUGCGGAUUUGAAUAAAAGACUUGCUGAUAUCAACUCCUCGGCUCAUCAGUUGGGACUGCAAUACAAACUUGCAGACAUGGUUCCUGAACCCAGAGGCAGGGCAGGCCGAGAGACCCACUCUUUUCUUUCAUCCCAAGUUUUUGGAAGAGAGGAAGAUGUCUCUAAAAUGGUCAGCUUGUUGGUUGACUCAAGUAGUCAGCAUGAUCUCCCUGUCAUGAUUAUAGUGGGUAUGGCAGGUCUUGGCAAAACCACUAUAGCAAAAGCAGUGCUUAAAAAUGAAAAAAUACGAGAACAUUUCGGUGAUAAUAAAAUGUGGGUUUGUGUGUCUGAAAAUUUUGAUGACAAAAAGAUUUUAAUGGAGAUGUUGAAGUCUUGCAGUGGAAGUAGCAGUGGUGAUGGGGAUUUUGGAAGCAAAGAUAUAGUGAUGAAGGAACUACAAGAGAAGUUGGGGAAGAAAAAUUAUCUUCUCAUACUAGAUGAUGUUUGGAAUGAGGAGAGACAAAUGUGGGAGGAAUUAAGGGAUUGCUUGUUGGGAAUAAGUGAAAAUAAGGGGAGUAAGAGUAAGGUGCUUGUGACAACCCGGCUUGAAAAUGUUGCAUCACUAAUGGCACUUACCGAUGAACACAUCCACCGUCCCUGCCUAUUAAAGGACGAUGAGUGCUGGAGUAUAAUCAAGCAGAGAGCAUUUGGAAACAAUUCGGUACCUGAGGCGGUAGAGGGAAUUGGAAUACAGAUUGCUAGAAGGUGUAAAGGCGUUCCACUAGCUGCAAGAAUUAUAGGGUGUAUGCGGUUGAAUGAGUGGCAGGCAAUUAUAGAGAAUAGUGUUUGGGAUUCACCGGAAAAGGAGAAGGGGAUCUUGGAUAUAAUAAAAUUCAGCUAUGAUCGCUUGCCCACACUGGCUUUGAAGCAAUGUUUUGCAUUUUGUUCCAUUUUUCCUAAGGAUUUUGUCAUGGAAAGGGAGAUGCUAAUUCAACUUUGGAUGGCUCAAGGAUUUCUUGAAUCAUCUGAAGAAAGUUAUAUGGCAGCAGAAGAUAUUGGUGACAAGUAUUUCAGAUAUUUGUUAUCAUAUUCCCUAUUUCAAGAGGAACGGAGGGAUAAUGUAACUGGGAGUGUUAAAUCUUGUAAGAUGCAUGAUUUGAUUCAUGAUUUUGCUCGGUCAAUUUCAAAAUUUGAGACGCUGAUUGUUGAGAAGUGGCUUGGAAGCAAUAUUUCUCAUGAUGUUAGACAUUUGAAUCUAAUUGAUGGGAGGGAAAUGGUGCCAACAAUUUUAGAAGAUGUUGCUAAGAAGUUGCAGACAUUGUUUUCCAAGCAUGUUUUUUCUAGUGGUGUGCAAGUGGAUCUUAAAAGGUUACGAGUUCUCAGCCUUGAUGAUGCUUCUGAUGCAAAACAAUUGCCAACAUGCUUUGGCAACUCGAAGAGGUUGAGGUACUUGGACAUUUCACGAACUCAAAUGAAAGAACUGCCCGAAUUUAUCUCCGAGUUGUACAAUCUACAGACAUUUAGAUUCACAAACUGCAAAUCUCUUAAAAUGCCUCCAGGAGGAAUAGGAGAUUUAAUCAACUUGAGGCAUAUUUAUUUCAAUGAUGAAGAACGUAUGCCUGCAAACCUUGGGAGACUAACCAACCUACAGACAUUGCCAUUGUUUUUUGUAAGUACAACAAAGGGACGUAAAAUUGAAGAACUGGGAAGCUUAAGAGGACUCAAAGGAGGACUAGAGAUCCGUAAGCUUGAUCUUGUUGAAGGCAAAUCGGAAGCCGAGAAAGCUAAAUUACAUGAGAAGGCAGUUGAUGUGGAAGAUUGUGAUGGAUUAGAGUAUCUACCGAGUGGGCUCUCAUCCUGCCCUGCUCUGGAGGAAUUGGAGAUAUGGCAAUGCUCUAAUUUGGUUUCUAUUCCAGAAGAAGUGAAACAGUUACGGUCUCUUGUGAAGUUGGUUAUUUGGAAAUGUCCAAAAUUUGUUCCUAGUCUGGAAGGAUUUGUCUCUCUGAAAACAGUAAUGUUGAAUGAUUGUGAUGGAUUAGAGUAUCUAUCGAGUGGGCUCUCAUCCUGCAUUGCUCUAGAGGAAUUAAAGAUACUGAAAUGCUCUAAUUUGGUUUCUAUUCCAGAAGAAUUGAAACAAUUACGGUCUCUUGUUAAGUUGGAAAUUUGGAAAUGUCCAAAGUUGAAGUUUGUUCCAAGUCUAGAAGGACUUGUCUCUCUGAAAACAGUAGUGGUGGAAGAUUGUGAUGGAUUAGAAUGUCUACCAAGUGGACUCUCAUCCUGCACUGCUCUGGAGAAAUUAAAGAUAUGGAAUUGCUGUAAUUUAGUUUCUAUUCCUGAAGAAUUGAAACAGUUACGAUCUCUUGUUGAGUUGCAUAUUUUUGAAUGUCGAAAAUUGAGGAGCUUCCCAGAGGAAUUAUCUCUUGAGAGACUCCGCUAUGAAAAUUGCCCUAAUCGGGUGUCUUUUCACGGAGAGUUGAAGGAAUUGCAUUCUCUAACCAUUUUAGGUUGUCCGAAAUUGGUGGGCUUGCUAAAGGAGAGUCUCGGCUGUUGUACUAGGUUGAAGACAUUAGAUAUCGGCCGUUUCUCAGAAGAGCUGGAAGAAUUCCCAAGUCUGAGUUCCAUCCCCGCCUCCCUUGAAGAUUUGACCCUGAUGGGAUGGGAAAAACUAACUCAACUCCCACAAAUUCAACACCUCACUGCUCUAAAGAUGUUGACUAUAUGCAACUUCAGUGGAAUGGAAUCUUUGCCAGACUGGUUUAACAACUUGUCCUCCCUUCAACGGCUUGAUAUUUGGAAGUGCUCAAACAAGUUAAGGGAAAGAUGCACCAAGGGAAGCGGUCCUGACUGGCACAAGAUUUCUCACAUUCCAUGCAUCGCAAUAGAUGGGGAGUUCAUCCAAUCCAAACUGAGGCAAAGAGGUUUGUCUUCUCUUUUUUUCUCACAACUGCACUUAUACGAAUUCCAACACCAAAAAGCAAAAUCUCUCUCCUCAUCCUCUAUCAAUUAAGUUGAUUGAUGCUGCUCCCUCAUUGCUGUUGGGUGCCGCCAAUUAUGUUAUCCCAUCAAAAUUAUUUCUUCUUUCUCAUAUAAAUUCAUGUUUUCUUUUUUCUCACUUUUGAUUCAUAUUCUUAUACUGUACGUAGAUGUGGUUAAUUACGAGUGAAUAAUCAAUGAGUUGAUGGAGUGAUGACUUCUAGAAUUCUGGGUUGAAAUUCUGCAAGCUUCAACGUUGAGGACGAGAGGAAGGAAAGCAGCAGUGUUUGCCAAGCCAAAGACAAUUCUGGUAUGCUUACUAGAAUUUUCUAUGGGUUUAACAUUUAAGGAUUUUGGUUCUGCAUUUGAGUAUGUCUUAAUAUGAUAAAACAAAUUAAUCUUACCCACUUGGAAAUUUGGAUCAUGCAGUCUGUUCUACGAGGGGAUCAGUUUUAAUUAGUUCAGAUUUGGGAGGAUAUUCAAUGUCAUUUCUCAAUUGCUAUACUAAUUCUUUGAAAACCGACCAAUUCACGGGAUUGACUUGGAUGAUGUUUAAGGUCCCUCUGUAAGGACAUGUCACCUGAUUUGAGCCAAAUUGGCAUAAGUUUGCCUGCAUUUCCUACAUGGUCGUUUCAGCAGCGUGUGGGUUUGAUUCCAGCAUGUUGUCUCUUGUUUUGUUUGUGCAUAACUGUGUUUUUUCAAAUUAUCACAACCCACGGUCCUUGGAAAGAGGGAUCCCAAUGUAGGUAUGUCAGCAUAAAAAAUUAAGUUUAUUUGAUUCUUGUUGGCUAAGCACCUUUUAAAAGUUUUUGAUGUGUUAUCGUGAAGUAGAGGUUGCAUAAGAAUAUACAAUACUCGUGCAUUUUAUGGUUGCAGCUUUGCAGGCACCAACCAAACAAUUUUGCAUCUUGUAUUCAAGCUUCCGAAGAACCUGAGGUUUCAGUCUUGAAAAAAAGAAUCUGAGAUUUGAUUUCUGCCAUGUGGUUGCUUGUUUGUUUCCCAUAAUCACACUACUGAUUUUCCUUCAAAAGUAUCCAUAUGGAGUCUUUAUAACUUGGUCUGCAGAUAAACUGGUGGAUGGCAACCAUCAGAGUGCUGCUAAACUUGCAGACAAAAGCAUCUUUGUUUGAUGUUAUGCUACCUACUCACACAAGCCACAACAAAUACAAAGGAUUACAAGAACGCAGAUCACUUCUUGCCAUGUCCUUUUGCAGUUAUAGUCAUGAACACCUGUCUCCUAUGGUCAUGUCCGCAACAGAUAGAAAUACUUGUGUUUUGGAUAUUGAUUCAUAGAUAGCAUGAAAUUAAAGUGUUAAUUCUCAUGUUGCUAAUUUUCAUUCUUUCUGAUAGACCAAGAGGAUUUCGAUUUGAAUAAGUUCUUGUUGCAGCA